Micropterus salmoides (largemouth bass) is the source of this 4423-nucleotide messenger RNA. It is a transcript of the gene gga3b, whose product is annotated as golgi associated, gamma adaptin ear containing, ARF binding protein 3b. The record is from RefSeq and is a predicted model, not a curated record. Lineage: Eukaryota; Metazoa; Chordata; Actinopteri; Centrarchiformes; Centrarchidae. The coding region runs from base 130 to 2238 and encodes 702 amino acids. Gene Ontology annotation, cellular component: trans-Golgi network. Gene Ontology annotation, biological process: intracellular protein transport; vesicle-mediated transport. Gene Ontology annotation, molecular function: small GTPase binding; ubiquitin binding; phosphatidylinositol binding. The transcript is spliced from 17 exons.
UUCAACACUGAGGCAAAAUAUGAUUUUUGUUAAACAAUGGUAGAUACUGUUUUUUAUUUCAAUAGUUCCGAAAAAUAAUUUUGGACUCUCGCGCAGUCGCCGGUGACAUCGCGCGAUGUUUUUAGUGCUAUGGCGUACCAGGAAGGGGAGUCGCUUGAAUCCUGGCUCAAUAAAGCCACCCAUCCAACAAACAGACAGGAGGACUGGGAGUACAUCAUUGGCUUCUGUGAUCAGAUCAACAAGGAACUGGAAGGUCCUCAGAUCGCUGUAACUCUACUCGUCCACAAAAUCCACUCACCACAAGAAUGGGAAGCUCUUCAGGCUCUGACCGUAUUGGAGGCGUGUAUGAAGAACUGCGGGAGAAGGUUUCAUAAUGAAGUUGGAAAAUAUAGAUUUUUAAAUGAGCUGAUUAAAGUCGUGUCACCAAAGUACAUGGGUGGCAGCGCGCCUGAGAAAGUGAAGAUGAAGAUUGUAGAGAUGCUGUACAGCUGGACGGUGGCAUUUCCAAAUGAAACCAAGAUCAGCGAAGCCUACCAGACGCUGAGAAGGCAGGGCCUCGUGACACGGGACCCAGAGUUACCGCUGGACAGGACUCUGAUUCCUUCUCCUCCGACACGCCCUAAACAUCCAGUGUUUGACAAUGAGGACAUGGGCAAGGUGAGAGAUCUGCUUGCUGAGCUUCUCCGGAGUAAAAAUCCAGAGGACCUGCAGGAAGCCAACAGACUAAUCAAAAACAUGGUGAAAGAGGAUGAAGCACGAGUACACAAGGUCACAAAGCGUAUACACACGCUGGAGGAGGUGAACAUCAAUGUCAAGUUGCUGACGGAGAUGCUGUCCCACUACAAUAAAGACAGCUCCACUGACUCAGACAAGGAGAUCAUUAAGGACCUCUACGGGCGUUGUGACAAGCUGAGGCGUGCUGCUUUCAAAAUGGCCACUGAGACGGAGGACAACGACGGCAGUUUAGGUGACAUCCUGCAGGCCAGCGAUGACCUCUCCAGGGUCAUCAACUCCUAUAAGAAGAUUGUUGAGGGGCAGCCCAUUAACGGUGACAGUGAGGAACCCACAGCUGGUCACAGUGAGAGUGAGACAACAGAGACGCUGAUCGACCUCGCCGGCCUUGACACUCCGAGUCCCCCUCAACCUGCUGCCCCUCCCUCCCAGCCCUCAAAUCCUGUCUCCACCAAUCCCAUGGCUUCCUCUAUCCCUGUCCUACCUCCUCCUCCCAAACGCCUAGCCGGCUCCCAUGGCAGUCAGAGCAACAGCCCGAGUCACCCCCCCCUCGACAAGGCCUCGGCCGCGCUCUCUCUCCUCGAUGAUGAGCUGCUGUCUCUAGGACUGAACGACCCCCCUACCUUUCUGAGCAGCCAGUCAAAACCUAAGCUGAGCGAACUGUCCAAUCAGUGGACGUCCUUGCAGGCUCCAGCUUCAAGUGUGGAUAUGUUUGGCAGCCUAGCUUUUUCUGGUCCAGUGGUGCCCCCAGCUGAACCAGCUGCUGCCACACACAGUCUCCAGAACCUGCAGGACCUGGCCUUGAUGGGCUUUUCAGAUCUCAAGUGUUUGUCCAGCCAGAUGACGGCCAGAGGAAGCAGCUUUGGAACGCCUGCAGCAGCACCUCCCCUCGUACCGGGGCAGUGUUCUCCUUCCUCAACCUCUUUUCUCCAGGGCACAAUGCCCAGCUCCCCCGCUCUGUCCCACGCCAAGGCCCAGAGCCUGGGCUCGGCCCCGGGCAGCCCUCUGUUCCGCUCUCUGUCCCCCUGCCACCCUCCCCUCCAGGGAAGCCCGGCCAGACCCACAGACACCUCCCUGAGCAAUGUGCACGUCCCUCUGGAGGCCAUCAGACCGAGUAAAGUGCUGCCUGUGACGGCCUACGAUAAGGACGGUGUUCGCAUGCUCCUCAACUUUGCAUCUGACUGUCCCCCAGGCAGGCCCGACGUGUUGGUAAUGGUGGUGUCCAUGCUUAAUACAGCGCCCCUGCCUGUUUACAAUGUUGUACUGCAAGCUGCUGUUCCCAAGUCAAUGAAGGUGAAGCUGCAGCCUCCAUCAGGAACAGAACUGGCACCAUUUAACCCUAUCCAGCCUCCAGCCUCCAUUACCCAGAUCAUGUUGCUGGCCAAUCCAACAAAGGAGAAGGUGCGUCUGCGCUACAAGCUGGCUUUCACACUAGGAGACCGUCCGUGCAACGAGGUUGGAGAGGUCGAUCAGUUCCCCCCACAAGAGACAUGGGGUCAUCUAUAGCAAUGCGCAGGCCUGCUACCAGUCAGCAGGGACAGACCAGUUCAUGCUCCAUGAAGGGGUGUGAGUGUGUGCGUUCACAUCCAUCCCAGAGAGAAAGGAGGGGAAAUUCAGCUGCACUCUACCUUUCAGCUUCACAUUCCUUAUAGUUGUUCUUUUGUUUGGCCAUUGUUAUUACUGGCAGUGAGAAGCAAACAGCAGACACUAAAGUUUUAUUUACUCAGUGCUUGUGUACCUUUCUGCAGAUAGCUAACAAACUAAAGAUAUACACUGACACGUAAGACAGCCAUGGUGUUUACAGGUUGACAGUAUUGAGAAAAAUAUUUUAAUGGAUUUCCCCCAAGAUAAAUAUAACAGAUGUGAAUGUAUAUAAAUCAUCAGUGCAUUAGAGCUCAGCCUCAGACUGGACAGACAGGAUGCACUGCAGGAUAACAAAGUAUUACAAAAAGAAAUGAACCGCUAAGCUAACAGAGCCUAAGAGACAAACUCUUUUAUUUAUUCUUCUGGCUGAGCAGUGUCUUAGCCCAUGGAAAAUAUACUUGAAAAUAUCCAGAAAUGUGGAAAUGGGAUCUGGUAGAGUUAAACUGGAAAAUAUCUGUUAAAGUAAAAAGUACUGUCACAUAGUCAUUGCUGCAGGAAGAUAGUUGACUGUAAUGUGAUUAUUUCAUCCAUUGUGAUUUUUGACGUAAAGGUCCAGUGUGUAAUAUUUAGGAGGAUCUAUUGACAGACAUGAAAUACAAUAUACAUAACUAUGUUUACAGCGGUGUAUAAAGACCAUACAUAAUGAAUCGUUAUGUUUUAUUACCUUAGAAUGAGCCAUUUCUAUCUACAUAAACCGCAGGUCCUCUUACAUGGAGGUCGCCAUGUUGUGCCGCCAUGUUUCUACAGAAGCCUUAAUGUACAAACAGCGCUGCAGAGCACGUUUCAUCACUACGCUGAAUACAUACAAAGAAGAAGUAGUAGUAGUAGUGGUGGUGGUGGUGGUGGUGAUCUGGUUUAUUAGAAGUAAGAAGAGAAAUUUGCACAGAUGGAGGCCCACACAUUAUUUAGCACAGGAGCAGACAUCAUGUCAGCCACCGUUUCGUCUGCGCGCUUGGAGUGGUGAGCAGCGACUGAUGGUGUAUUUGUGUUUUUACUCCUUAAAUCUUUAUUGCAAAAAGAGAAAUAAAGUGUACAUGGGACAUUAAGAAGUACACAGAACUUUGAUUAGUGCAAAAUCACGUGUUGCAUUUACAUAUUUUAUACAGUUAUAUUGUUUAUACAGUUAGUUUGCUGUCCAUGUAGAGUGAACUAGCUGUCUGCGUGUUUAUACGCUCUGAUAAUGCUAAUCCAACACAUCUUUGGAGUAGCAUCCAUGUUGAUUCCACAUUCCGACUUAAGAGCACAUGAACACUCUGAAAUCGGAAAAAAUGGGACCAUCCGAGGUGCAUGUGAAUGCACCAUGAGCCACAGGUUGCAAUUCAUAACACUCACCACUAGAUGCCACUAAAGGUUACACACUGAACCUUUGAGUAACUAGUUUAUUUAGCCUCGUUUUAGAUUAAUGGACCGACAAUGUUGAAUUUUGUGCUGUAAAGGCAGCAAACUGCACUUUACAUGGUUAUUAUUAUUAUGUCGUUAUGACUUGAGUCUGCAGAGGCCAACUCUGGCUUUAUUUCGUGGAUUAGUUUGUUUUCUGUUGAAAAAUUAAUAAAGGCGAUUUGCACAGGUUUUCAGCAUUUCAGUCAUGGAUUUAGCAGUGGGUAUCCAUGUUCACAUAUUUACCAGUGUCAGUAUUGGAGUAUUUUUGUCACACUUAUUAUUUCCUGUUUUAGUGUUUCAGUGCAUCACUGAACCUAGAAAAUGUGAACUGAAAAAUCGGAAUUUAAAUUUGGUAGCUGGAAAGGGAAAUCUGUCAACAGGCGGGUAACUUUGCAGCGUGAUAGUGGAACUGUCACACUUUCAUGAAUCAGUCCAACCGAUGAUCCCUUAGGUCCCUUUCUCUGGUAGUCCUCAACUCGUCGUUAUGUGGGAUGUAGAGAACAGUGUGUGUUUAAUGUACAUAGUAUGUAAUGUACCUAUCGUUUGUUGUGUGACAAGUUAUGUGAACAUGUGACGUGUAGAUUUCGAGAGAGUGUUAGGUUUGUACAUACUGUAUGAUGUGCCAUGUGUUUGCUGCAUGAAAAAAAUAAAUAUUUCUUUCAGUUGA